Ixodes scapularis (black-legged tick) is the source of this 2399-nucleotide messenger RNA. It is a transcript of the gene mre11, whose product is annotated as double-strand break repair protein MRE11. Gene Ontology annotation, molecular function: DNA endonuclease activity; 3'-5'-DNA exonuclease activity; manganese ion binding. Lineage: Eukaryota; Metazoa; Arthropoda; Arachnida; Ixodida; Ixodidae. Gene Ontology annotation, cellular component: nucleus; Mre11 complex. Gene Ontology annotation, biological process: telomere maintenance; mitotic G2 DNA damage checkpoint signaling; double-strand break repair via nonhomologous end joining. Bases 367 to 2148 code for a protein of 593 amino acids. The record is from RefSeq and is a predicted model, not a curated record. The transcript is spliced from 6 exons.
AGAAACUGCUAAUAACUUGCAUACGUAGAAAAUCGUGCUAAUCUGUAUAUCAGUUUGGAAUAUAAAAUCAGCUAAUGAAGUUAUCUUGUUAUUACUCUUCCGGCUGGCAUAAAACAAGAUUAUACUAAACUAAUAAAUGUGAUAAAAACGUCAAAUUAACCUAGGCGGCGCAAGCCGCCACCCUAUUCGAAAUAUUAAGUUUACCUUGCCUUGCUUAGUCUAUUCAUACGACUACCGUUUUCCCGCGAAAACCUGACGUGCGUCGCGUGUGUUUGUCGGCGUUGUCGUUCCUCUGUUAGCGCGCUGUACGAAUUACGAAUGCUGUGAAGCGGAGUUUGAGCCCAACGUUCACGAGAAGCGGUCACAAUGAGUCGACGUGAAGAGGACACCUUUAAGAUCCUCGUCGCCUCGGACCUUCACCUGGGCUACGAGGCCAAGGACGCGCUGCGCAAAAAUGACUCCAUCAACACCUUCAAGGAGAUCCUCGAGAUUGCCGUGAAGCACGAGGUCGACUUCAUCCUGCUCGGCGGAGACAUGUUCCACGAGAACAAGCCGCCACGCUGGGUGGAGCACGAGACGCUGAAGCUGCUGCGCCAGCACUGCCUGGGCGACAAGCCCGUCCGCUUCGAGAUGCUCAGCGACCAAUCGGAGAACUUCGGCUUCUGCGCCUUCCCCAACGUCAACUACGAGGACGCCAACCUGAACGUCUCGUACCCUGUGUUCACGGUGCACGGGAACCACGACGACCCGACUGGCUCGGAGAACUUGAGUGUGGUGGACGUGCUCGCCACGUCGGGGCUCGUCAACUACUUCGGUAAGGUGACCAACAUGACGGACGUGCGCCUGUCGCCACUGCUGCUGCGCAAGGGGCGCACGCUGCUCGCCCUCUACGGGCUUGGCUGGAUUCGGGACGAGCGGCUGCACAGGCUGUUCCGCGAUGGCAAGGUGAAGAUGCUGCGUCCCCGCGAGCAGACGGAGGACUGGUUCAACCUCAUGGUGCUGCAUCAGAACCGGGCCAAGCACGGGGCCACCGACUACAUCCCGGAGACCUUCCUGGACGACUUCCUCGACCUCGUCGUCUGGGGCCACGAGCAUGAGUGCCGCAUCGAGCCAGAGUGGAACGGGAGGUUCCACGUAACUCAGCCUGGCAGCUCGGUGGCCACCUCUCUGUGUCCCGGAGAGGCCGUGCCCAAGCACGUCGGCAUCCUGGAGAUACGCUUCGACGGCAAGAAACGGCACAAGAUGACGAAGGUUCCCCUGCUGACGGUGCGGCCGUUCUACAUCAAGGACAUUUCGCUCUACGACCUCACGGACAAGUCCUCUCGGAGGGUGAUCACAGACCUGCUAAAGGCCGAGCUUGACUUCUGCGCGGAGCAGGUGGAGGAGUUUCUUGAGAAGUGCGCCUACGAGCGCUCGGACGAUCCGCGGCAACCUGCAGAACCGCUGAUCCGCCUCCGCGUAGAACACGGCGACGACCACGAGACGUUCAGCAGCAACCUCCUGGCGCGCAUGUUCCAGGACCGUGUCGCCAACCCGCGCGACAUCGUGCUCUUCACCAAGCGACGCACAGAACACACUGCCGCCGGCGUCGACGUAAACCACUUCCGCGAGAUCGCGCACGAGGACGCGCUGGCGACGUCGCGUGUCGAAGACCUCGUCCGCGAGUACUUCGAGACAGUCGAAGAGUCGCGGCGGAUGAUUGUUCUCACCGACAUCGGCAUGCAGCAGGCGGUGAACCUGUUCGUCGAGAAGGACUGCACCGAUGCCAUUGUGGAGGCGGUGAAGAUACAGGAGGUGCGCGCCACGGACCGCCUCGCAGCACUGGGCGACGAGCUGACGGAGGAUAAGUUGGAGGAGGCACUGUUCAGGCUCAAGGACCAAUUUGCGGGACGCGCCGAGGCGGAGGCGGCGGAGAUCCGGCGCAGGAUCGAGGCAGGGGUGGCGAGCCAACGGGGGCGUGCGUCGAGCGCCGCGGGCAACAGCAGCGAGGACGAGAUCGACGAGGACAUGGACUCCUCGCGGGAGCGGACAACGGCGCGGAAGACGACGCGCGGACGAGGGGGUGCGGCAGGGAGGAGGGGAAGGGGCGCAAGGGGAGCGGUGUCUUCAACGCGUGCCCGCGGAAGGCAGAAGGGUCUCAAUCUUUGAGGGAGGAUUUACAGAUCUGGAUCCACCUUGCAUCUUGGCGGGCACCACGUGGCGCACGUCUUGCCCUUGUUAUGGCAUCUUGGCCAGUAAGUGCGAGCAAAGCGCGAUUAGUUUUGUCGCUACGUCGAUGGUUAGACAUUGUUGAACGCAGUCUUGCCAAGCUAGAGUCCCGUGUUACUUUCGAGACUGCACAUUUUGUUACAGCUUGUAUAUAAUUUUAUGCCUAAUAAAAAUUUCCAUUCCACCCAGGU